This is a messenger RNA of Rotaria sordida, 1707 nucleotides long. The record is from the annotation of a GenBank genome assembly. NCBI's taxonomy places the organism in Eukaryota, Metazoa, Rotifera, Eurotatoria, Philodinida, Philodinidae.
AUGAAAGCCGAUAAAGGAUCUGUAUGUGUCAUUAUGGAUAAAGAUCAUUAUAAAUCCAAAGUAUUUGAAUUAUUAUCAACAGGAACUUCAUUUAAAAAGAUGAACGAAUUAGAUGAAAGAGGAAAACCAAAUACUAUUGAACAUGUUGUAAAGAAAAUGGAGAGUAAAUUAGAUCAUAGAUUGAAGGAAUUAAAAAAAGCAAAAAGAUUAUCACAAGAUGAUUACGAUUAUAUUCAUUGCACAGGAUCACGAUGUUCAGUAUUAUUUUGUAAUCCCAAGAUCCAUAAAGAAGGAAUGCCAUUGAGACCUAUAAUAUCAACAAAUAAUAGUUAUAAUUAUAAAUUAGCAAAGUAUUUAACUAAGUUAGUGGAAGAUGCUCGACAAAAACCAAAAUCUUAUGUGAAAGAUUCUUUUUCAUUUGCUCGACUUAUCCAAUUAAAACAACCAGCCGCGAAUGAUAUAAUGAUAAGUCUUGAUGUAGAAUCCCUAUUUACUAAUGUACCAGUCUACGAAGCAGUAGAACUAGCUAUUAAGAUCAUUAUAGAUAAAAAGAAAAUUGAUAAAAACUAUACCAAAUUAACAGCAAAAGAUUUGAGAAAUUUAUUCCAAUUAGCUGUAACAAAUACACCAUUCAGAUUUUAUGAUCAAUUAUAUAUGCAAGUAGAUGGAGUUAGUAUGGGAUCACCAUUAGCCCCGAUACUUGCAGAUAUAUUCAUGACUUAUAUUGAACAACAAAUUGAAGAAUAUGAGUAUUCAGAUAAAAUAAAAUUAUAUGUAAGAUAUGUUGAUGAUACAUUCAUCAUCUUUAAUGGUAAAGAAAACGAUAUUCAACAACUAGUUGAAUUCGUUAAUAAACUCCAUCCAAAACUAAAAUUUACUCAUGAGAUAGAAAGUAAUUUUGAAUUACCAUUUCUGGACGUAAAGGUGGUAAAACAGCGAACAAAAUUUGAAACGACGAUAUUUAGAAAGAAAACAUAUACUGGUCAACUGUUACAUUGGCAGUCAUGUCAAGCAAAGAAAUAUAAGAUUGGUUUAAUUAAGACAUUAACAUUUCGAGCAUUAAGUAUUUGUUCUUCUAAACGACUAUUAGAAGAACAAUGUGAAUUAAUUGAGAGAACAAUGAUCUGUAACGGAUAUCCAGUUAACCUAGUUAAAAGAAAAAUUAAAAAUACUAUUGAACAAUAUCAUAAUAAUAGAUCAACAAUUAAAAAUAAGAUAAAAACAAAAGAAAAAAAGCUUUUUAUACCACUUACUUACUAUGGUGAUGAAACAAUCAUCAUGUCUAAUAAAAUUAAAAACAUAAUCAAAUCAUUAUUUCCAACAUUUGAGAUUAUCUUUGGAUAUAAGAAAGGAACAACAUUAGCAAAACUAUUUACAAAGAAUUUCAAGGGAAAAGAUCCAAUGGAAAUUGGAGUUGUUUACAAACUUACAUGUAAAACUUGUGAUCAAGUGUAUAUUGGUCAAACAAAACUAAAUAUAAAUGAAAGGAUGAAACAACAUAAAGAAGGAUUACGUAAACCCGAAACCUCAAGAGCAGCAGAUCAUAUGAUUAAUAACAAAAAUCAUGUAAUUGACUUCAGUAAACCAGAAAUCAUUGGAAGAGAUAUACACAGAAAAAGACGUGAAAUUAAAGAAACUUUGCUGAGCUUACAACAUCAAAAAUCAUACAAUAAGAUCAGUCAUGAACUUAUGAUAUUCACAAACUAA